Fusarium sp. VM40 is the source of this 1023-nucleotide messenger RNA. The record is from the annotation of a GenBank genome assembly. NCBI's taxonomy places the organism in Eukaryota, Fungi, Ascomycota, Sordariomycetes, Hypocreales, Nectriaceae.
AUGGAGGCAUCUGCUUUAAAGGCAUGGGAGUUGGAAAACAACGUCCAGUUGAUCGAUCCCAAACGCGAUGCCCUAUACUACUACGAUGAGGAGGGUACAAAACUCACCAACGAGAAGAAGCUGUGGAAGCAAGAUCCUGGCUACUUCAAGAAUGUGCGAAUAAGCGCCACCGCCUUGGUAAAGAUGACCAUGCACGCCCGCUCCGGUGGCAAUCUCGAGGUCAUGGGCUUGAUGCAAGGCUACACCAAGGACGACUCGUUUAUCGUCACCGAUGCAUUCCGACUCCCCGUCGAAGGAACAGAGACUCGCGUCAAUGCCCAGGGCGAAGCAAACGAAUACCUCGUCGAGUACCUCGACCUGUGCCGAGCGCAGGGCCGACAGGAGAACGUGGUGGGCUGGUACCACAGUCAUCCAGGCUAUGGAUGCUGGCUGAGCGGAAUCGAUGUGGACACAGAGGCCAUGCAGCAGCAAUGGCAGGAUCCUUUCCUUGCCGUUGUUAUAGAUCCCGACCGUACCAUCAACUCCGGCAAGGUCGACAUCGGCGCUUUCCGAACUUACCCAGAAGACCACAAGCCCAGCGGCGCUGUCACCUCGGACGGCUUCCAGGCAGUGCCCCUCGCCAAGGCUGCCGAGUUCGGUGCUCACGCGAGCCGCUACUACAGUCUCGAGGUCUCCCACUUCAAGAGCUCCCUCGACUCUCACCUCUUAGAGCUUCUCUGGCACAAGUACUGGGUGCAGACUCUCAGCCAAAACCCGCUCAUCACGAACCGCGACUACGGCAACAAGCAGAUGCUCGAUCUGAGCUCCAAGAUCAAGGAGGCGACAACAAGCAUUACCCGAAGCAGAGCUGGACAGGGCAUGAUGAUGGGAACUGUUAGUAAGAGCUCUGACAAGGCCGUGGACAAGUUGGCGAAGGAAUCAAACUUGAUUGCUUCCAAGGAACGAUCAGGACUUGUCGCAAAUCAAGUCAAGGCCAGUGUUUUCAACGACCUUGGGGCAAAGACGGAUUCUACAUCCUCAUGA